Podospora anserina S mat+ is the source of this 3024-nucleotide messenger RNA. RefSeq lists its product as uncharacterized. The record is from RefSeq and is a predicted model, not a curated record. Gene Ontology annotation, cellular component: membrane. Lineage: Eukaryota; Fungi; Ascomycota; Sordariomycetes; Sordariales; Podosporaceae. The coding region runs from base 1 to 3024 and encodes 1007 amino acids. Gene Ontology annotation, molecular function: metal ion binding; ATP binding; ATPase-coupled monoatomic cation transmembrane transporter activity. The transcript is spliced from 3 exons. Gene Ontology annotation, biological process: monoatomic cation transport.
AUGUCAGCGACCGCCUUCCGGAGCAGGACAACGCCACGGCACGCCUGGAGCCUGACUGCUGCAAGGGUAAAACAUUGCCUUGCUGUGACAUCUCUUGUUUGGACCGUCUCGCCCUGCGUGCUUGCCAUGAUGGUGGCUCAGAACACAAGACUCAAGAUAUGUAGCCCGCUUCUUUCCUCUAGCUCAAAACUGUCGCUCAAGCUCAUCAUGCCGUGGACGAAAGAGCAAACGACCCUGUGGCCACCAUGCACGCAAGACAAGAGAUUCAUACGCAGCCACACUGGAGGCUCUUGGUUGUAUUUGCCGCGCUCUGUUAGCUCUUGGCCAGGAGUCUUGCCUUGCUGCCCAGCUGCUCCCAAGGAAAGAGACGGCAUCGAAAACUGCCAGGAGAGUUGUUGUGACGUCAAACAACAAACCCCAGCGCAAUACGGCGCCUGUGCUGGCUCUUCAGCGACUUCUCAUCAUAAGGAUCGGCCAACACUCUCUAGCACCGCGCAACACCAGGUUCAUUCAGGCUCCCGCCCAGGAGGGCCAACCUGCUGCCAUGAAGGCCCUUCUAUGGAACCGAUGCGCACAACUCUGGACCGUGAGCAAGGCCUGUCUACUCACGAACACAUCGUCCUCAGUAUUACAGGCAUGACUUGUACCGGCUGUGAAACAAAGCUCCAUCGCACCCUUGGCACUUUCCCCAGCAUCAAGAACCUGAAAACCAGUCUGGUUCUUUCUCGAGCUGAAUUCGAUCUUGAGAAGAGGUCCCUAGUUGAUGUUAUGAGGCACGUCGAGAGGACCACCGAGUUCAAGUGCGAAAGGGUGAAAAAGGGAGCCUCGGUUGAUGUCAUCGUGCCAGGAGGUGCAUCGGCAUUUAUGGGGGAGCGGUGGCCGAAGGGUGUGACAGACAUGGCCUUGGUCAACGACACAACUGUCAACAUAUCCUAUGACCCGCAACUUGUUGGUGCCCGGGAUCUAGCUGAGAGAGGCUGGGGCGUGCCCGUUGAGCUCGCCCCCCCUCAGCCAGAUGCCUCUCUGUCAAAUGGGAGCAGGCAUGUCAAGCACAUCGGACUCAUGACGCUCGCGUCCAUCCUUUUGACCAUUCCUGUACUGGUUCUUGCUUGGGCACCGCUCCACGGGCAUGAGAUUGCAUACGAAUCAGGCUCGCUUGCCCUGGCUACUCUGGUUCAAUUCUUGGUGGCCGGACCCUUUUAUCCCAAGGCCCUCAAGGCUCUCGUCUUCUCCCGUGUCAUCGAGAUGGACCUUCUCAUUGUCCUCAGCACCAGCGCCGCUUAUGUUUUCUCGGUCGUGUCCUUUGCAUUUCUUGUGACUGGAGAACCGCUGUCGACCGGUAGUUUCUUUGAGACAAGCACUUUGCUUGUCACGCUCAUCAUGGUCGGUCGCUAUGUGGCGGCCUUGGCUCGUCAGAAAGCCGUGGAAUCCAUCUCGAUUCGAUCUCUUCAAGUCAAUACCGCCAUUCUCGUUGACUUCCACGGUGACCACGGCAGGGAAAUCGACACCAGAUUACUUCAGUUAGGGGACAUCUUCAAAGUCAUGCCUGAGUCCCGAAUUCCUACAGAUGGUACUACUCUUGCGGGAACGUCGGAGGUGGAUGGGUCCAUGGUCACAGGAGAGUCUAGACCAGUCGUGAAGUCCCCCGGGUCACCUGUUAUUGCGGGAACCAGCAACGGAUUAUCUCCACUGCUCGUCCGUGUCACUCGCAACCCCGGAGACAAUACCAUUGACACCAUCGCCGCCAUGGUUGACGAGGCCAAGCUAUCCAAACCCACGAUGCAACGCCUCGCUGACCGCGUGGCAAGCUAUUUUGUCCCUGUCAUAUCGCUUCUCAUGAUCAUCACGUUCGCCAUCUGGAUUGCGGUUGGAAUCAGAGUACGUGGUGUAUCGGCAAGGGAAGCAAUCAUCGAGGCAGUUACAUACGCCAUUACCGUCUUGAUAGUUUGUUGUCCUUGUGCCAUCGGCUUGGCCGUUCCCAUGGUCGUUGUGAUUACUACCGGUGUUGGGGCCGAACACGGUGUCAUCUUCAAGUCCGCUGAGAGUAUCGAGGUGGCGUACCAGGCAAAAUAUGUCAUCCUUGACAGGACUGGCACUCUGACCGAGGGCAAGUUAUCUGUCGUUUAUUACGACGGAACGGAUGGGGAGCUGGUCAACAUGUCGCUCCUUCUCGAACUGCUGGAGAGCACCAAACAUCCCGUCUCCCUCGCGGUUGCUACUUUUCUGAAGGACAAGGGUGUGUUGUCCUCUACAGUCCAAGACAUCAGGUCUCUGCCCGGAAAAGGAGUUCAAGGCCUUGGCUUGGAUGGCCAAAUCCUUCAGGCAGGGAAUGUCCGGUGGCUCGAUGUGGAGUCUGACCUCCGUGUCCAGAUGCCUCAAGAAGCUGGCCACACGGUAUUUUGCUUCACGAUUGAUGGCAAACUUGCUGCAGUAUUUGGGCUCCAAGACACACUGCGAAAAGAAACAGCAACCACCAUUCAGUCCCUGCAAAACCGCAACGUAGCGGUCCACGUUCUUUCAGGAGAUGACGAUGGCCCUGUUUGGGCCGUCACUGAUCAACUGGGGAUACCCUGCUCCAACGUUCGCUCACGCUGUACACCGGCAGAUAAGAAGUCGUACGUUGAGGAUAUCCUAUCGCGCUCUCCGGAAUCCGUCGUCAUCUUUUGCGGCGACGGGACCAACGACGCAGUGGCUCUAGCACAGGCUACAGUGGGCAUCGCCAUCAGCCGAUCCCUAAACUCGACGGCAGAGCUGGCAGAAUCUGCUGCCGACAUCGUGCUCAUGCGGCCUGACUUGAAAGGCAUCCUAACCGUCAUGGAUUUAAGCCGCAAGUCAGUUCAUCGUAUAAUUUUCAACUUUACGUGGAGCUUUGCCUACAAUUUAUUUGCCGUUCUGCUGGCAGCGGGCGCAUUUAUGUCACUCAACAAUGCAAGGAUUCCACCAGAGUUUGCCGGGCUGGGAGAGCUGGUCAGUGUGUUGCCCGUCAUUCUGGCAGCUCUACUUUUGAAGCGGGCAAGGUUCUGA